AUGGGGAGCAUUACCAACGGAGACGACGAGGCUCUGAUCCAUUCACUCUUCUCAGAAUCGUCAAUAAUAGAUGGGGCAGAAAAUCGAGAUGCUAAAGAACUUGCAUCAAGGUUCUGGGUCGAAUCAAAGAAUCUUUGGCACAUUGUCGGCCCAGCCAUCUUCAGCCGUGUCGUAAACUACUCCACGAACGUCAUCAGUCAAGCUUUUGGUGGCCACCUCGGCGUCGCGGAACUCGCUGCCAUUUCCAUCGCCAUAAAUGUCAUCCUCGGCUUCAGUUUCGGCCUCCUGUUAGGGAUGGCGAGCGCAUUGGAGACACUGUGUGGUCAGGCUUUUGGGGCAAAGAGGUACGACAUGUUGGGCAUAUACAUGCAAAGGGCAUGGAUUGUGCUCUUCCUCUGCUGCAUUCUACUCUUGCCCAUUUACAUUUUUGCCGCUCCGAUUCUGAAACUCUUAGGACAGUCCGACGAAGUUGCAGAGUUGUCGGAGUUGGUGGCUCUCUGGCUCUUAUCGUUGCUCUUCGGCUUUGGGUUUCUGUUCCCAGUGCAGCGGUUCUUGCAGUCCCAGCUCAAGACCUUUGUGAUUGCUUGGGCGUCUUUGGCAGCUUUAAUAGUUAAUCUAUUGAGUACAUGGCUCGUCAUUUAUGUGUGGGAUUUGGGGGUUGUUGGUAUUAUUGUUGCUUUGGACAUCUCUUGGUGGGUUUCUGUCCUCGCAUUGUAUGGAUACGCCAUGUUUGGUGGAUGUCCUGAAACUUGGACUGGAUUCUCUUUUCAAGCCUUUUCGAGUCUCUGGGAAUUCAUCAAACUCUCUGUUUCUUCGGGAGUCAUGCUCUGCUUAGAGAACUUGAAGAAUGCCACUCUUGCCGUGGAUGCCUUGUCAAUCUGCAUGAGCAUCAAUGGGUGGAAGCUGAUGAUCCCUUUGAGUUUUUUCGCUGGUACCGGGAUCUGAACAUAUUGUCGUAUAGCAAUGGAGUGUGCAUCUUUGCAUAUCUAUUUUAUGCCAAGACAAUUGUUUUGUCUCGAAGCAAUGGCAACUUUCUGUUGUAGUGAAUCGUGAUGAUGUUUGGCCCAGUUUUCAAACAGA
Messenger RNA from Juglans regia (Persian walnut), 1080 nucleotides. RefSeq names its product protein DETOXIFICATION 27-like. Gene Ontology annotation, molecular function: antiporter activity; xenobiotic transmembrane transporter activity. Bases 1 to 945 code for a protein of 314 amino acids. Gene Ontology annotation, cellular component: membrane. The transcript has 5 exons. The record is from RefSeq and is a predicted model, not a curated record. Lineage: Eukaryota; Viridiplantae; Streptophyta; Magnoliopsida; Fagales; Juglandaceae. Gene Ontology annotation, biological process: transmembrane transport.